AAAAUUCGGUAGAAAUUUAAAAUCAAAAAUGAAUUAAAAAUUUGACUCCCUGUUUUCAUCCAUUAUAACCAAAGUGAAAAAAUUUAUUUUCAAAAUUAAAUUCUCUAUUGGAUUUUAUAUACGGAAUAAGCAUGUCUGUGAGCCAACUUAAUCCGGAGGAGCAGAUGGUCAUUGCAGCCUCCAAGAAUCUAUCAAUGGAUCCUCAACCAUUUGGAGAAAGCGAGUUCAGUUUCGUGGCUGCAAACAACUGCAGUGUGGCCCUUCAGCGGGGAUUCUACUUCUCACUUCGCAUGCCCGACUGGGCAAAGGACUUUAAGCACCAGACCCAGAAGAUCCUAUCCCAUGGUUUUGAAGGCUCAAGAAAAAGCCACAAAAGCAGUAACGAUACGAACUUAUCCAAAUUCUACGGAGAUCAUCGUUCUGAGCGUUAUGGCGAAAUAUUUUCGGAGAGCAGUGGUGCACAAUUCUUUGAAAACAUUCCCCGAGAAAUGCAAGUUUCAAAUCAAACGAAAUCAAAGCGACCACUGCGAUCACCCAAGAUCAAGGACGACUUAACAUGCGGCAAAAAGGUGCCAUCCUAA
Molecule: messenger RNA, 581 nt
Organism: Drosophila teissieri
Lineage: Eukaryota; Metazoa; Arthropoda; Insecta; Diptera; Drosophilidae
Exons: 1
Coding region: 132-581 (149 amino acids)
Biological process (GO): cristae formation
Cellular component (GO): mitochondrial crista junction; MICOS complex
Source: RefSeq, a predicted model, not a curated record